AUGCAAACACUCGUCGGAACUGUAACAUCACCUUCGGUCGAUCAAUUUGAACAUCUGAACGAUGAGUAUCCAAAUACUCUCGUUUGUCUUUGUUCACAAACCAAUAUUCGCUAUGAUCAAUUUAUGUUAUUCGAUCCACUUUAUCAUCAAGUGUGUUCAAGUCAAUUUAUCUCUCAACAAUUCAUUUCAACACUGUUCAGCAUACAUAUGUCUGGAUUUUCACCACUAGAUUUUCGUCUGAUGGCUAUGUCUCAGGUUCAGAUCUUAGCAUUGUUGUGUCAAACAACGGCAUGGACUAUUAGUAGUGCUCUGAAUCAAUUUCUGACACAACAAAUGGUUACCAGUCAAGCUCUAUCACGUGAAGUAUUCGAGGCUGAAGUUGAAGCACUUGUCGAACAAAUGCAAACGACAACAAUAGCAAAUAUGAAAUACAUCGAUCAGCUGGUGUCCCUGGUUAUUCUCAACAAUGGAAUUAUGACAGCUUUGAAUACCAAUCGUUAUCUCGUUCAGAAUCCAGCAACAUCAACUUACUAUGCUCAGCACGGACGUUACCUAGUUGGGAAUUAUAGUAUCAGUAACACCGCGAGUGAUAGCUAUUGCGAUUGCCAGCUCUACUCAGACUGCACUUUUCAAGCUGGUUAUUACAACUAUUCUAUUCGUCCUGGAGCGCAACAGAAUAGCGAAUAUAUACCCUCGCCACCGCCAAUGUUUAUCGUGCCUGGUAUGAUGGUUGGAUGUCUGCCUCAUGAUUCAAUGCUCCAAUCGACACUGGAGUGUUUUUAUAAUCGUUCAUGUCUCGAUCUCAUUGGUAUCUCGCAAGCAAUCAUCCCACUCAAUGCGACUGUUUCGUCUCGCUUUCAAGUCAAUACAACCGUAAAUACUAUGUUCGAACAACUCUUCGUCGAAACAUGGCAAAAUUCGAGUAAUUUCACUAGUUACUACAAUGCAUGCCAUCCAAAAGCAUGCUCCUACACUUAUACACAACGUGGUAACUUUCUUUAUGCAAUGACGAUGCUGCUUGGUCUCAUCGGAGGUCUCACAACAAUACUUGGUAUUUUCAUUCCUCUACUCGUACAAUUCUUUCGUCGUUUACUACUUAAAUGCCGAGGUGAAGCAAUUCCUACAAUAGAAAAUGAUCCUGCAGGUAGGCAACGUUUUUACUUUUUCCGUUUUGUUUCGUUCUCACGAAAUGAUACUAACGAAUUGUCUAAUUUACUGUUUUUCUAA
This is a messenger RNA of Adineta steineri, 1227 nucleotides long. NCBI's taxonomy places the organism in Eukaryota, Metazoa, Rotifera, Eurotatoria, Adinetida, Adinetidae. The record is from the annotation of a GenBank genome assembly.